CCUGUAGUUAACUCUGAUAAGGCUAAACAAAGCAAGCAAAGCACUUUAGAGGAUACAAUCCGCAAGAUUGUUCAAAGUGAGCUUAAAUUAAUUUUUCCUGCACUUAUUGCCCAAGAUUUUAAAGUUGAUGUGCUAAAACAAGCACUUUUUAUUCAGGAGCAAAGUGAUGAGAUUCCAAUUACCAAAGAUAUAUU
Funneliformis geosporum is the source of this 194-nucleotide messenger RNA. Lineage: Eukaryota; Fungi; Glomeromycota; Glomeromycetes; Glomerales; Glomeraceae. The record is from the annotation of a GenBank genome assembly.